AUGCCCGUCCCUUCAGACAAGGUGCUCGAGAAGGAGAUCCGGGGAGCAGUCAAGGCUAUUCUUGACCAAGGCAAUGAUAUCACAGUCAACAAAGUCCGGACACAAGUCGAGGAAAAGCUGCAUCUUCCCGAGUCCUUCUUCAAGGACAGCGCAAAGUGGAAGAACCGCAGCAAACAAGUCAUUCACAAUGCCAUAGAAGGCAACGGAAGUGACGAGGAUGCUGCAGAGGAGGAAGCGAAACCUACAAAAAAGACUGCUGCCAAGCGCCAGUCCACCGAGGAGCCCGAGCAGAAGCCGAAGCGCGUCAAGAAGGCGCCUGUGCCAAAGAAACCCGUAAAGAAGACCGCUCCGCCGAAGAAGAAGCAAAAGAAGGCGCCGUCUUCUGACGACUCGGAGUUGAGCGAUCUGGCAGACUCGGAAGAAGAGGAGAAGCCCAAGAACCGUGGUAAACAAGCGAGCAAGGUGGAUACCGAGUCUGAACUCAGUGAUUUGGGCUCCGAAGAGGAAGAGGAUCUGAAACCGAAGAAGCUUGCUGGAAGAGCCCACCCAAAGAACAAGGCGGCGGGUUCAGAAGAUGAUGAGGCAGAUGACGCCGAGAGCCAACCAGAGUCCCGCCCAAAGAAGCGCACAAAGCUGGAAUCUGACAAUGAAGAUGCAACCACUGGAGACAAACCGAAGAAGAAUAGCCCCGAUGGUGAUGACGAUGAUAAAAGGUCUGAAAACGCGCCAACUAAGGGCAAAGACAACAAGCCUGCAGCUGAGGAUGACGACAGUUCGGGGCUGUCAUCCGUCAUAGAUGAUGAUGCUCCACCCAAAAAGAAAGAAACCAAGAAGGAAGAGAGCAAGGCAGCUGUUGAUGAUGACAGUUCCGAUCUAUCGUCAGUCAUUGAUGACGCACCACCAACGAGACGCAGGGGAAAGGGUGCCAAAGGAGCCAACGGUUCAACUAAGCCCAAAGCCACAAAGGCCGCAAAGGCUGCACCAAAGGAAGUGACUGGCGAUGAGGCAGAGAUCAAGAAGUUGCAAGGUCAAUUAGUCAAGUGCGGGAUUCGCAAGAUCUGGGGGAUCGAGUUGAAGGAAUAUGGAGAUGACACCGGGGGCAAAAUUCGGCAUCUGAGGAAGAUGUUGGUAGAUGCCGGCGUCACUGGCCGCUUCUCAGAGGCCAAGGCACAGGAAGUUAAGGAGCGACGCGAAUUAAUGGCAGAUUUGGACGCCGUUCAAGAGAUGAACGACCUUUGGGGCUCCGAAGGCCGUGGUGGACGGGCAUCAAGAAGCAGGGCAAGCAAGGCCAAGGCACCCGUCAAGGAUGCUUCCGAAGACGAGGAGAGCGAAGCCGAGGACACAAAACCUCGCGUCUCGAAGCGACAGGCGGAUCUGGCGUUCUUGGGCUCUGAGAGUGAGGACAGCGACUAA
Molecule: messenger RNA, 1413 nt
Organism: Truncatella angustata
Lineage: Eukaryota; Fungi; Ascomycota; Sordariomycetes; Amphisphaeriales; Sporocadaceae
Exons: 2
Coding region: 1-1413 (470 amino acids)
Cellular component (GO): nucleus
Source: RefSeq, a predicted model, not a curated record